AAUGUCCGACGUGGUUAAAAAGGAAGACAAGUCGGGAGCUGUUUCGGUUCGGGUUGAAGACGAUUUAAGACAACUCAAACCUAGUCUUCAGAAAGUGACUGUCAGUGAGGGGAGGACAACACUGAACACUCAGGCCCUGAACAUCAGGAAACAUGCAGAGGAUUGUUUGAAAACAGUGAAUAAGCAGCAGCUGGUUCUUCCACCCAUUGGCGAUUUACAAAAAAAGACUAUUUCUAAAUGGACUCCUUGUCUGGAGAAAAUCUCAGAUGUGAAGAAACAGAGAGAAAACCUUCCAGGAGCUCCAGCAGGGGAACAGGACAAGUUAGCAUUGAACAUGUGUUUGCCAAACAAAAGAUCCAUUAGGCAUCAGAAAUCUGGGAAAUCGCUUACUGAUACUCACAGGAAGAGAGCAAAUGAGGCAAAAGGUGACAGGAUAAUCUCUGGCUCUGUGGUGAAUCUUCAAGCAGCUGAAUCAAAGGGCCAUCACAUCCUGGUAGUCCCCAAAGAAGACUUUGGGACAGAUUCAAAGUCCAGGUGCCAUGAACAGCCAGUACGUAAAACAAAAGCUGAAUCCACUUAUUUAAGAGCAGACAAAGACUGCACACCCACUGAGACACCAGCUUUCACCACAACUUCCAAGAGCAUGGUUCCUAGAAGUCCUCAGAGCCUGCCUGUAGAUAUCCCCAGGUACCUUUUUACAAUCAGAAGUGGACAGGUCAACCCAAUGGCUGCAGACUUCUGUCAUUUCAAGCAGUGUUUUGUCUUGUGCUGGAGCAGUGUGGUUGAUGUUCUAGAGGCCCUGCAAAAACUGCUCAGGGAGUUUGCUGUGCCUUUAGCCAAAGUGAGUGGAGAGCGCCUGGUGGAGCUGAGCCAUGUUUGGGAUAGUGGUUGGAGUAAGGCUCCUUCAGCAAUGCCUGUCCUCUCAGUGCUAGAAAACUGGGAGGAGGUUUUAGAACUCAUCUCGCACCCAGGUCAGCGCUACAAGGGAGAGGGAGGCAUCGAGGCCGCUGCCAUCCACAUCCAGUCCUCCUGGAGGCGCUACUUAGCCCGGACAGCCUACUUGUGCCACUGUCGCCGCAAGUGGGCGGUGGGCACCAUUGCCAUCUCAUGGUUGAUGCACGCUCAGCUGUGCCAUGUCAGGAAGGCCCUGCAGGCUCGGCGUUUUAGUCAGCUGGAAAACAGUCGCAGCAGAGCACAGCAUCUGGCAGCCAACUGGAAACGCAUCCAGUCCUUCAAGAGGACCAUUAUCCACAUCCCUUCAUUAGGAUACUCUCAGAGGAAACGACUGAACUUGAGAGGCUUUGACAUCCUACAGAACAUCCAAAUGAGCAGGUUGUGUGAUAUUAGAGAUGAAAAUGUGGAGGUGAUCUACAUAUGUCCCCAGCAUCUGGGAAACGACAUCUUGGACUAUUACACCAGCCUCCUGAAGUGUGAUGGAGCCACAGAUGGGGGUGAUACCACGACCGCUCGAGCCUCAUCCUCCGUGAGACGCUACAUCAUCCUCACACCUGAGGCUGUAGAUUAUUUCCCAACCCAUAACAUGUGCCUGUCUACACUUCUGAAGUACAGUCCACAAACCCUGAAGCACAUCAGAAACCUGAUCCAGGGGAAGCAUGCCUAUAUUGUGGGUGGAAUUGCCCACGUGGAUGACCUGGCGGUAGCUGAUGAGUUAGGGCUGCCAAUCCUGGGUCCAGAACCUGCUAUUGCUCAACACUACAGCACCAAAUCUGGAGGGAGGAGAAUUUUUGUGGGGGCAGAGAUCGAUGUGCCACCUGGUCAAGGAGACAUCUACUCGCUAAACCAGCUUCAUGAAACACUGGCAGAGCUUAUGACUCAAAACAUUGAUGUGCAGCGCUGGCUCUUCAAGAUUGACUCAGAGGAUGGCGGCCGCGGUACAGCUUAUUGUGAUACAUGCCAUCUUAGUUGCUAUAAGUGGGCUCUGCAGGAGUAUCAUCGUUAUGGUCCGGAGCUGUGGAACCCAAAAUGCAUUCAGGAGACUGUGCUGCUCAGAUAUUUAGAUGAGAUCCCAGAAUGGCUGACCCAUUAUGCCCAGCCUGCUAAAACCUCCUGCUAUCCCAACUGGGCCUGCUUCCUGAAGACCUUCCUCAGGCAAGGAGGUGUGGUGGAGGCCUACCCCCCUUCAAACAGUGUCACCUGUCUGACAGUAGAUCUGCUGCUGGAGCCAGGCGGUGAAGUGACCAUGUUGUCUUGUGGAGACCAACUCCAUGGUGGUUGUAAACUUGAAUCUAUAGGCUCCAUUGUUCCUCAGAGCUCUGUACACCCAGAAACUUUGCACUCCAUCUGCACCCGUGUAGGCCGGGCCUGCCUGCAGCGGCGUAUCGUAGGUUAUGUCUCUGUGGAUCUCGUUACCUUUCUGGACCAUAACACCAUGGAGAAGAAGGUGUGGGCUGUUGAUCUGGACAUCACAUACAGUAACCAGCUGGCCAUGACCCAGAUGCUUCUGAUGAUGACUGGAGGAACGCUGAAUUGCCGCACAGGCUGUUUAGAAGUGCCAAUGCCAAUCAGAGAGAAAUGCUGUGAACACCAGAUCGUGCCCAAAGCUCCAGUUGGAAAUCGUUGUGCAGUUAUUGGGAACCACUUAUUUCACUCUGACCUUUCCAUGUUAUACAAUAAGGUGUUCCUUAUGAUGUGCAAGGCCCAUGGCAUAAGAUUUAACAAAAAGACAAAGCAAGGCACGGUUUUCGCUUUUUUUGACAGCAGUAAGCGAAGCAGUAUUGGAAUGAUAACAGUCUCAGAGGAUCUCCAGAGAGCUCUCGCGACCUUUGCUCGGCAUCUGUCAGUCAUUCAUCAGGAAAUAUCAGUCCCUAAAAGCCAAGGAGAAACCAAUUUCAUGGAGGUGAUUAAGGAAAUAGAAGAUAUACUGCAGAUGACUCAGAACAAGCUUCAAGGGGAGGCUAAACUUGCAUCUUAG
Molecule: messenger RNA, 2932 nt
Organism: Pelmatolapia mariae (spotted tilapia)
Lineage: Eukaryota; Metazoa; Chordata; Actinopteri; Cichliformes; Cichlidae
Gene: iqch
Product: IQ motif containing H
Exons: 20
Coding region: 2-2932 (976 amino acids)
Molecular function (GO): protein binding
Source: RefSeq, a predicted model, not a curated record